Messenger RNA from Ananas comosus (pineapple), 2021 nucleotides. Its product is annotated as putative ubiquitin-conjugating enzyme E2 38. Gene Ontology annotation, molecular function: ubiquitin conjugating enzyme activity. The coding region runs from base 221 to 1687 and encodes 488 amino acids. The record is from RefSeq and is a predicted model, not a curated record. The transcript has 8 exons. Lineage: Eukaryota; Viridiplantae; Streptophyta; Magnoliopsida; Poales; Bromeliaceae.
AGUUCCCCUCCGCUUUAUUUUUUGCUAACCCAUUCGUCUCCCUCUUUAUCAUUAUUAAAAUUAAAAAUUAUUAUUAUUAUUAUUAUUAUUAAACCCUCUUCAAAUCCCCUCAUCGCACCCCCUCCUCCUCAUCCGCCGCCGACGCCGUCGCCGUCGCCGUCGCCGCCGCUCCGAUCGGCUCCGAUCUCGCCACUUUAGGGCGCCAGCAUUGGUCGCCACCAUGGAGCCGCCGCCGCAGAUCUCGAACUACGGUGGCAACGCCUCCAAAUUAGGGUUUAAACAGUUCACGGCGAACUCUUCUUUCCCGGAUUCGAGCCUGCAGAAGCGGAAGUGGAGCCAGGUUGUUACUCAUGAAGUUAUUGCGGUUGAUGAGGGUGAGGAGUCUGAUGAAGUUGUUGUCAGUGGUGAAAGCGUAUCCGAUCACAAAGAUAAGCUACCAGUCAAAUAUUCUAAAGAUUUGCAUAAACUGGAUAUUUUGGUUGAUGAAACCGCCGGCCCGAGUACAAAUAUUCCCUAUGAGACUCAGCCUAGCUUAAUGGACCUUAACUCUUCUGACGACUAUGAGUUUGAAGAAUAUGAUUAUGAUGAAGCUGACUAUGACGACGACGAGUAUGAUGAUGCGCCAGUUGAUCAUGAUUUCAACUCCGCUUUGGCUGCUAAGUUUGAUGACUUGGAUCUUCCUCCUGGUGUUGAGGCAACUGUACCAUGGUUGCAGAAGCAACCUGUGGGUGACCUGCUUGGUAAGAACAAGGUGGUUGAAGUGACAGGACAAAUCGACGUGAAAUAUAGAGCAUUCAAGCAGUUUGAUACAGUUCGUGAGUAUUCAGAUCAUUAUUUUAGCAAUCUGGACUCUAUCAAGAAUCCCAUGGUCUGUCAAAAGCCAUCAAAGGAUUGGGCAAAGAGAAUUCAGCAUGAAUGGAAGAUCCUUGAGAAAGACUUACCAGAUACUAUAUACGUAAGAAUUUAUGAGGACAGGAUGGAUCUACUAAGGGCUGUUAUUGUAGGACCCGCUGGUACUCCUUAUCAUGAUGGCCUCUUUUUCUUUGACAUCUACUUUCCUCCUCCUUAUCCUAAUUUACCACCGAUGGUCCAUUACCGAUCUGGUGGGCUUCGACUCAAUCCAAACCUGUAUGCGUGUGGCAAGGUCUGCCUUAGCCUUUUAAACACAUGGUCUGGCCACGGAUGUGAGAAAUGGAGCCCAUCAAACUCGACCAUGCUGCAGGUCCUGGUCUCUAUUCAGGCUUUGGUUCUGAAUGCAAAGCCCUAUUUCAAUGAGCCAGGAUAUGCAAGUUUAGCUAACACGCCUCAAGGGGAGGAGAAAUCUCUGUUAUACAAUGAAGACACUUUCAUCCUAUCAUUGAGGACAAUGCUUUUUUCUCUUCGGAAUCCACCGGAGCAUUUCAAAGACUUCGUCGCUGGCCAUUUUCGCAACUGCGGUCACAGCAUCCUGCUGGCAUGCAAAGCUUACCUAAACGGUGUUGAGGUUGGAAGCAACAUUGAAAAGGCAGCCCAAAAGGCCAACGAAGGACGCAGAAGCCACUCGGCGAUGUUCAAGAGCUCCUUAAAUAAGCUCUUUGAUGAUCUUCUGAUGGAGUUCUCCGUGAAAGGAGCUGAUUGCGACGACUUCCUGGCUCAGAAAGUUAAAGACGGAGCCGCCAAAGCAGAGGAAAUCACAUCACAGCAGUGACCUCAAAGACUUAGGUUAAAUUUAGGAGGAAUAAUUGCGCCAGGGUAGAAACUAUUUGCUUCUUCUUGGAGUGGUAGGUGGGUAAGGAAUAAUAAUAUGCUUCUUCGACGAUCUAACCAAGGAGUAUGUAGAUAGUAAACUUGUAAAUAUCCCUUAGUUUUGGGUCCUCUUUUUUUGGUUAAAUUAGAAACUUCAGAGACUCUUUGAUUAUCGAAUUCGUCUGAACACAUUUUUAACUGGGUCGUGUCAAAAAUAUGGAGUACAAAUAUUUGGAGUAACUGUUAGUAAACAUUUAACUGGGUUUCGACUAUCGCAGCUGCGCUGUUCCUAAACA